Messenger RNA from Drosophila melanogaster (fruit fly), 951 nucleotides. RefSeq lists its product as uncharacterized. The coding region runs from base 7 to 735 and encodes 242 amino acids. The transcript is spliced from 2 exons. NCBI's taxonomy places the organism in Eukaryota, Metazoa, Arthropoda, Insecta, Diptera, Drosophilidae. The record is from RefSeq and is marked reviewed.
AUCAACAUGCGUGUCCUCUUCUUGCCUUUCGCAGUGGCUCUCUUGGGAGUGGUCGGUGCCACUUCUCUAUCCAGGACCUAUUUGCCGCCUCAGGUGCAGGUGGUGCAACCCCAGGUGAUCUCUGUUCCCAGGGUUCAAGUUCAACCCCAGAUCAUCGAGCGUCAGGUGGUUCCCGCCCCUCUGGUGGUGCCACAAGUGGUUCCCGUUUAUCGUCCGUCGCCAGUGGUGCAGAUAGCUCGUCCUGCUCCCCAAGUGAUCUCCGUGGCUGCGCCUCGUAACACCUAUCUGCCACCCCAAGUGAUUAGUCGCCCCGCUCCACAGGUGGUGUCCAUUGCGCGUCCCGCUCCACAGGUGGUGUCCAUUGCGCGUCCCGCUCCGCAGGUGGUGUCCAUUGCUCGUCCUGCUCCACAGGUGGUGUCCAUUGCUCGUCCUGCUCCACAGGUGGUGUCCAUUGCUCGUCCCGCUCCAGAGGUGGUGUCCAUUGCGCGUCCUGCUCCAGAGGUAGUGUCCAUUGCGCGUCCCGCUCCGCAGGUGGUGUCCAUUGCUCGUCCUGCUCCACAGGUGGUGUCCAUUGCUCGUCCUGCUCCACAGGUGGUGUCCAUUGUUCGUCCUGCUCCACAGGUGGUGUCCAUUGCUCGUCCUGCUCCGCAAGUGAUCUCGGUGGCUGCUCCGCGCAAUACCUACCUGCCGCCACAAGUCAUCGCUCCUCGUAACACCUACCUGCCGCCCCAGUAAGAUGCCUCAUCAUCCGAAACAACAUUUCUGAGCAACCACCAACUCAACUGGUUUGUGGUUUAACCCACAACACCAACUAUAUUCGAAUGCUAAUUCACCAUCUUGGCAAAGAAAUGCAAAAAUACAUUUAAUAGGUUUAUUUGUGUGUCUGACUUGAUACGAUUAGCAUAUUCUCGAAUUAGCGCAAAAGAGACAAUAAAGAAAGCUCAGAAAGAU